AUGGCUGCUUCCAUUCACCAUUCGCAACUCACUUGGCUCAGCAUUCAACACAACCAUAUCACGGAACUCACUGCCAAGACGCUAUAUGGAAUGCCUCAUUUGAAAUUUCUAAAUAUCGGAUACAACAGAAUCACCAUUGCGCACAAGAAGUCUUUUAACACUCUCCCUUAUCUUCACACACUGUUGAUGAAUAAUAACGAAUUGACUUCUCUUGCUAUCGGUCAGUUUCGAUCCCAGAAGGUGCUCACUCACCUGGAUUUAAGUCACAACCGUCUCCUCACUUUGGUCAAGGGCAUUUUUGCUGGACUGGCCAAUCUGGAGAAAGUCAAUUUAGCUGAUAACCGCAUAACACGCAUUGGUUUAUCCACUUUCCAGGACACCCCGAAGUUGAUUCGCUUUGAACUACGCGGAAACGAUCUACGAUCCUUUAACUUUGAUGUCCUUGCUCCUAUGCGCCGUCUACACUACGUCGAUCUGGCGGACAAUCAGAUAAGUUCCUUAAAAGAGACACAACGCAAAGAUAUCUUCAUUGUUUAUCUCUCGCUGGCUGGUAAUAAUUUAAAAGGCCUUGAGAAGAACGUAAUGAGAGUUCUCGUUCCCGGGGCUUCAGUCAUACUCUCAAAUAAUCCACUAAUGUGUGACUGUAAACUCCGCUGGGCUAGAGAAUACGCUGGAGGGAAACAAUUGCGACUUGGUGACCCCGAUCUCAUCCGCUGCAAAGAACCACUCAAUCUGACCGGAUUAAAGAUGUUGUCGCUCAGCCAUGCUGAAUUCCGAUGUCUGCCGACGCCUUACCAUUCUAUUGAAUCAAGUCGAAAUAAUUACAGGAAGGAAAAUACUGAUUCUUCAAAGACUGUUCAGUGUACAUCACCGGCAAAGGAACAGAAAUUUAACAGCCGACAACUCAGGAAGGACAAGCAAGAACUUUACCGAUUCCAUGCCACCAUUAUCGAUUCUUUUGGUCAAGUGGUGUGCAAUGGUCAUUUGAUUACUUCAGAAUGGGUACUGACAACGGCAACAUGUAUCCAAUCGCUGAUGACAACAUCAAGUGAUAAUACAGGUACAUUCCCAGUGCGGACGCAAGUCCGAAUCGGUCAAGGUCAGACAGAAAAAAUAGAUGAAGUCGUUGUCCAGCCAAAUGAUGGACAACUGGCUCUGCUGAAGCUAAGCGGCAGUGGCAACUCUGCAGCUAAAGGUGGCCGAAGGGAUACAACGUUAGAGGCAUGCAUUAUGGGAGAGAAAGAGUUCCCAGAUUCUGAGCAUUCAGUCCGGAGAGGAGCAUUCACAGCCAGAAUAGAUGGAUAUAAAUCUAAAUCGAAGUUACGGUCGAUUAGCGGUAAAUACAGCCCAGCUCUCUGUGCCCGGCGCCAACACAAAUUAUGUGUACGAAUGCGUCAACGGAAAAGACCAAAUAAAGAGUUAUUCACGUUGGGCUCACCAUUUUACUUGGGGAGCUCCCGGAACUGGAGAUUGGCGGGAAUUGGUUCGGGUUUUAUGUCUACUUCGAACAUUGAUGGACCGGAUAAUUCGGAACCAUCACUAAACAUAGUUGAAUUUUAUCCCUUAUGGGCUUCCGUUAAUUGGAUUGAUCGGACAGUAUUUGGUUGA
Molecule: messenger RNA, 1608 nt
Organism: Acanthosepion pharaonis
Lineage: Eukaryota; Metazoa; Mollusca; Cephalopoda; Sepiida; Sepiidae
Source: the annotation of a GenBank genome assembly